This is a messenger RNA of Ricinus communis (castor bean), 1275 nucleotides long. RefSeq lists its product as uncharacterized. The coding region runs from base 77 to 931 and encodes 284 amino acids. The transcript is spliced from 13 exons. Lineage: Eukaryota; Viridiplantae; Streptophyta; Magnoliopsida; Malpighiales; Euphorbiaceae. The record is from RefSeq and is a predicted model, not a curated record.
CACACAUCCAUAACCAAAAUCUCUGUUUCACCUCGUCUCAGAGACGAUCGCAGUUGAAUUUUCUUUUUUCUGAAAGAUGGAGGACUACUUGCAGUACAUGAAGACUCUUCGCUCUCAAAUGAACGAUGUGGAAGAUCAGGCAGCCAAGGUAUCAGUUGAGGAGCAGUCGCAGAUCGUUACUAUUCAAACGUUGGAGGCUGACCUCAAUUCUGCAAAAUCUGAAACAAAAAGACUUAAAGAAGACAUUGAGCUAAUGAUACAGGCUAAAGGGCAGAUAUGCUCACAGAUAUUGGAAAAACAGAGAAAGAUUGCUUCUUUGGAGUUCGAUUCUUCCACACUUUCCCAGACACUGGAGCUUAUUCAACAAGAAAGGGUCAGUUUAUCUGCCAAACUCGUACUGAAGAGUGAAUACUAUGCCAAGGUUGCAGAUGAACUUAAUUCCAAGCUUCAGCAACAACAGGACUGGAUUAAUUCUCACAAAACGAGCGGAAAAUUGAGAGAGCAAGCGGUCAAGGAUAAUGAUGCUGAGCAAGCAGCGGAAACUGGAGGGAGGUCCCCCAUUGAUAGCCGCCUCAGAAUGGACAAUAUGGGUGAUGAUGCAAGGAAGAAACUAAUGGCCAAGGUGGAUUGUGCCAAAGCUAAGCUUGAUGAAGUCGGACGAAUGAAAUCUGAACUUGCUACUGAGAAUAGCAAGGUGAAGCAAUCUAUUGAGCAAGUGAGGUGCAGUGCAAAAGAAUUUAAGCCUGAGCUUCUUGCAAUGGACACUACAACCCUUGAAGAGGAAUAUAAAGCCCUUUUAUCUGAUAAGGCUGGAGAAUUUGAGUAUUUGCAAUCUCUUCAAGACCAGAUUGACAAACUCAAGGGUAUUUCUCAUAUGAUUAAAUGUGCAUGUGGAAUGGAAUACAAGGUGGAAAUGGAUCUUUGUGCAUGAAAUCAGUAUGGAUGUGAACAUUGGAAGUUGAACUUGGUUAAGGAGGUGUGGGAUAUCAGUCAUAUACUUGAAUCCUGACAAUCUGUGCAGCUUCUGAAAUGUUGGCAUCCCCCUUUUCCUUCUCCCCUUCGGAUAGCUCAGAAAGAUCCUCUGCAGCAUCAUUGCGCCCCUGCUCCCUCUCCAGCCUUCUCUUUGCGAGCCUUUGUGCAUCAUCCCAUUCUAUCUGCAAAUAGGUACUGCCUUUGUUUCCUUAUGAAAUGUAAUUCUAUCCCACACAAAUUUGGAUACAAACAAGAAUUUUAAUUUCUGUGACUAAUCUGAACUGGUAAUCUUGUUUUCUCUUA